Messenger RNA from Saccostrea echinata, 1453 nucleotides. Its product is annotated as histidine-rich glycoprotein-like. Lineage: Eukaryota; Metazoa; Mollusca; Bivalvia; Ostreida; Ostreidae. The transcript has 3 exons. The coding region runs from base 39 to 1334 and encodes 431 amino acids. The record is from RefSeq and is a predicted model, not a curated record.
AGAUCGGUAAAUAGUAGGAACCAUUCAAACUGAUCACAAUGCUGAGAAUUUUGUGCGGAAUCGCUCUAGUGAUUGUAACAACUUCCGCCUUUCCAAACCUUCAAGAAAGAGCUGAGACAUGCACCACCGACGCUGACUGUCCAAACGACACUUGUCAUGGUCAUGCUGGAGGAAAUGUAAUCUGCGCAAUUCACCACGGAGACACCGGUGUUUGCCACUGUGAACACCACCACCAUACACAACAUCCACACCCUGCUGUAAGAGCUGAGACAUGCACCACCGACGCUGACUGUCCAAACGACACUUGCCAUGGUCAUGCUGGAGGGAAUGUAAUCUGCGCAAUUCACCACGGAGACACCGGUGUUUGCCACUGUGAACACCACCACCAUACACAACAUCCACACCCUGCUGUAAGAGCUGAGACAUGCACCACCGACGCUGACUGUCCAAACGACACUUGUCAUGGUCAUGCUGGAGGAAAUGUAAUCUGUGCAAUUCACCACGGAGACACCGGUGUUUGCCACUGUGAACACCACCACCAUACACAACAUCCACACCCUGCUGUAAGAGCUGAGACAUGCACCACCGACGCUGACUGUCCAAACGACACUUGCCAUGGUCAUGCUGGAGGAAAUGUAAUCUGUGCAAUUCACCACGGAGACACCGGUGUUUGCCACUGUGAACACCACCACCAUACACAACAUCCACACCCUGCUGUAAGAGCUGAGACAUGCACCACCGACGCUGACUGUCCAAACGACACUUGCCAUGGUCAUGCUGGAGGAAAUGUAAUCUGCGCAAUUCACCACGGAGACACCGGUGUUUGCCACUGUGAACACCACCACCAUACACAACAUCCACACCCUGCUGUAAGAGCUGAGACAUGCACCACCGACGCUGACUGUCCAAACGACACUUGUCAUGGUCAUGCUGGAGGAAAUGUAAUCUGUGCAAUUCACCACGGAGACACUGGUGUUUGCCACUGUGAACACCACCACCAUACACAACAUCCUCACCCUGCAGUUAGGGCCGAGUCAUGUACCACCGACGCUGACUGUCCAAAUGAUACUUGUCACGAUCAUCCAGGAAAUGUAAUCUGUGCAAUUCACCAUGGAAGUACCGGCGUCUGCCAUUGUGAACAUCACCAUCAUACACCACAUCCACACCCUGCAGUAAGAAAUGAUAAAUGUUUUAAUGACACUGACUGUUCACAAGCCACGUGUCACGGACAUGAUGGAAUUGUGACGUGUGAAAUUCAUCAUGAAGGCCACGAGGGCAUAUGUCACUGCACGCAUACUCAAAAAUCAUGGGAAGAUGAGGAAGACGUUCAAUAAACACUAGAUCAACUAUUUUCUUUCUUUUUUCGUAUUUCAUACAUCUGCCAUUGUAUUAUUAAUCAUAAUAUGUAUUUAUUGUUUUACGUAUGUUGAAUAAACAAGAUAUUUACAUUUAA